UGGAGGAAGCAUCACGCUCAAAAUGAAAGGCCUCAUAUUGUGUGUUUUUGCCAUCACGAUGCUCACACCUGCUCAAGGUGAGGAAAAGGAGCAGGUAGAGCAGCUCAUGGAGUCAGUGGCAUUCGAAGCAGAGGAGGAGCAUCUGGAGUGCUUCCGCUGUGAUUUAGGCUUCUGGGAUGCCUGCUACACGACUGAAACCAAAUGCAAUCUCGGGGAGCGCUGCUACACAGGCCGUGGGAGAGCAGGUGAUGCUUUGGAUAUAAAGAUGCUCGGGUGUACCCAGGCAGAGGAGUGCGAGGUGGAGACGACCUUUGAGAUCUUUCCAAACAACACCAUCUUUGUGAUGACCAAACACUGUUGCGACACGCCCUUCUGCAACUCAGCAAGCAAACUUUCCAUCUGUGCACUGAUGUAUAUCACAGUGGCUCUAACUACCUGGUUUACUGAAGAAUCAGCAUCAUCAUAAUAAAGUGAACUUGUUUAUUAUUUAUUACAGACUGUGUGAAGUGAUGCUGAAAGGACUUCAACCAUACGGUGAAGAAAAUCUGCCAGAUUUACAGAACUUUUUUAUGAAUGACUAAGAAGACAUUGGAUAAUUAUAGCAUAAAAGAUAAUUUAUUAUAUAUUAUAGAAACGCUGUUUGGUGUUACAUUUCAUAUUUUUGAAGUGUGAAUA
Messenger RNA from Neolamprologus brichardi, 675 nucleotides. The record is from RefSeq and is a predicted model, not a curated record. NCBI's taxonomy places the organism in Eukaryota, Metazoa, Chordata, Actinopteri, Cichliformes, Cichlidae.